AUGAUCGACGAAUGCAUCGAGGACGAGAAGCAAAUGACCGAAGAAUGGAUUGAGCAGGAGAUAGAAAUGACCGAAGAAUGGAUUGAGCAGGAGAUAGAAAUGACCGACGAAUGCAUUGAGGACGAGGAGAAAAUGACCGACGAAUGCAUCGAGGACGAGGAGCAAAUGACCGAAGAAUGGAUUGAGCAGGAGAUAGAAAUGACCGAAGAAUGGAUUGAGCAGGAGAUAGAAAUGACCGACGAAUGCAUUGAGGACGAGGAGAAAAUGACCGACGAAUGCAUUGAGGACGAGAAGCAAAUGACCGAAGAAUGGAUUGAGCAGGAGAUAGAAAUGACCGAAGAAUGGAUUGAGCAGGAGAUAGAAAUGACCGACGAAUGCAUUGAGGACGAGGAGAAAAUGACCGACGAAUGCAUUGAGGCAAGGAGUAAAGCCGACGAAUGGAUUGAAAAGUAGAUGGAAAUGAUGGACUAAUGGAUUGCAGAAGAGUUGCAAUUAACCCACCAAUGGAUUGAGGAGAAGAAGGAAAUGGCCCACCAAUGGAUUGAGGACGAGGAGCAAAUGACCGACGAAUGAAUCGAACAGUAGAUGGGAAUGAUCGACUAAUGGAUUACGGAGGAGAAGGAAAUGACCCACCAAUGGAUUGAGGAGGAGAUUGAAAUGACCCACCAAUGGAUUGAGGAGAUGGAAAUGAUCUACAAAUAGAUUGAGGACGAGGAGCAAAUGACCGACGAAUGGAUUGAAGAGUAAGUGGAAAAGACCGACGAAUGUAUUGAAUUGGAGCAAGAAAUUACCACCGAAUUUUUGAGAAGAAGCAGAAAAUGACCAUAAGAUCGACGUUUCAAACGGUUAUUCAAAACAUUUUGGACGAGUCGAUCGCGAAUUUUGUAUUAACAGCUGCAGCGACGUGACCGGCGUUGUCUUUCGAGGCGGGAAAAAAUCGACGGCAUUGAUCAGCACACUUGGAACGUGGCUGCGGCAAAAACGUCAGCCGGGACGAAGGGCAUCAGAAUGGAGCCUACGAGCAGGCGGCCACAGCGAACAGAAUUUUCGCAUUGUCUGCGUCCCAAAUGUCUCCUUUUAUCGGGGCGCAAAAAACGGUUAGGGCUACCAACAAUUCCAGCUACUUUUUCCUGCAUCUUUGGAUCAAAAAUGUAGAUAUCUCAAGUAAAUUUUUGAAAAUAUAUAUAGGAUGGAGCGAGAGUGAAUUAGAACUACACUGUCGAGGAUAGGGGCCUCGAACAGAAGCGUUUUUGGCAAAACACUAGAGACCCAUAACAUCAGGUUUUUCAUGGCAAACCGAAAACCGCAAAAUGUCACGUGACCACGGUCUUGCGGUCGCGUUUGCAGUUUGCAGUUCACGUUUGAACGGCAGGAAGGGCUUCCAGCAUUAAGUGACUUUUGGCAAGGUUUUUUGCCACUACAAAUUGUACAGCCUCGCGUUUAAAGGCACAAAAUAGCUUUUUUGCAUCCGUCUGCGAUGUGUUUGUUGGAUUUUUGAACUCGAAUCAAUUCAUUAUUCCUGUUUUUUGGGCGAUAAAAGUGAUGCACUUCGACUUGAUGAAAAACAACAUGGCGGCACUAAACAAUGAUCGCGUAGUUAAAAAUCGAUUUUAUAUUCCUUUCUGCCAUACUAACAUAGGAAAGUUUUAUGUUCCAAUCAAGAGUUAAAACUUUUUUCUACCUUGUUACUGAAUUCAUAACUUAGCUCAGUCUCUGUUUAGUUCCUAUUUUGAACGUAUCACUCUGCGAAUUUCAUUUUACUUAUUUCUUUGUGACUGGGGAGCCCAGGCUUCAUAAGCUUUCUGGUUUCUUCUGGGCUCCCUUACGUAUUCCUAUAUGUAUUCUUGUAUUGUAUUGCUUUAUUUUGGCUAAAUAAAAAUGGACUGAACUGAACGGAACUGAACGCCUUGCUAAAAUUUGAAAACCCGGCAACGUGAAACGUCAAACGCGUAACGGCAAACUGCAGUUUGCGGUUUGCGCUUUCCCAUGAAAAUCUUGAUACUAAAGGUCUCUACAUUGUACAAGAAAACUUCUGCGAAAGUAACUUUGUAGCCGACAUUUUGAAUGUGGACUACUUGAAAGGUCAUCAAGGGAGAACAAACCUCACUGUUCGUGGACGACUUUUACUUAUAAUCAGUCGGCAAAUUCACAUACACAUCACUUUUCAUUUCGACUACUUGUCAAAUUGCUUCUUCUCAGUGCCUGUAAGCUUCUCAAACCCGAAAAUAUCACGCGUCGUCUAGUGAAUUCUCCCCAUCUUCCGCUAUUUUUGUUUUCUCGCGAAAUCCCCACGUUGUAAACAGGGCGAUGAUUCAUUUACUAUUAUUACAUUACACAGCGCACGUCCCUAUGUUGAUUUACUGCAUCUGCAUUUUCUUAAUACAUGAUAUAGUCUUUGUGCCACAAAGGCGGCUUUUUUAGUCUUUUUGAACGUCGUGGUUGAAUGCCUUGUUCGGGAGUCACACCUGUGUUUUUACCACUUUCCAGUUGGGUUAACGCAUUUACGCACGGUACGUUCGUGCGUACCUGUAAAAAAAAGAGGGUAAAAAAAUAAUAAUAAAAUAAGAAGAUACAAGGGUGAAUGAUAUCUUGGCUGGGCCGCUGCAGACUUCUGCGAAUUCCACUCUCACCUCCACUACCUUUUCCUUCUUUUUGUAAUCCAUAAACGACAGAAUUGGAACUAUUCCACUUUCUUCCUUUUUAUGUAGCCAAGAUAGACGGCUCACCUGAUCUUUCCCGCACUGAUUACAGCGGAGAAAUAACGAUUACAAUGUUCUUCCCACAUACAUACAGAACAUACUGAGGUGCGUGUCUCCGGCUAAGGACUUCUGUUUAAAUGCCGGACAUUUUUCCUUUGCGUAUUUUGUUCCACAUCUGUCAGAGAUCACGCGAUUCUUCCCGUUUUUGAUUCUUAUUACAUCUGUUGUUUUCACCACUUUCCUGUUUUAACGCAUUUAGUAAUUACGUUCGAGUUUCCAGUUUUAAUAACGAAUCUCCGAACAUUAUAAGAGAAUCAAUGAAUUAUUGUUGUAAGUCCGUAUGUUGAUUUUCUGUCAGGUCCGAUAUUAAAAUGUCACAGAUCGAAUAUCGUAAUAACAGAUGAAUGGAUUGAGUACGAGGAGGAAAUGAAGCACGAAUGCAUUGAGGAAGAGGAGCAAAGACCGGCAUUAAGGACAAGGAGCAAAUGACCGAAGAAUGGAUUGAGGAGGAGAUGGAAACGACCUACAAAUGGAUUGAGGAGGGGAUGGAAAUGACCCAGGAACAAAUGGAAGUGAAAGACGAAUGCAUUGAGGACGUGGAGCAAAUGAAUGACGAAUGCAUUGAGGACAAGGAGCAAACGACGGACGAAUGCAUUGAGGACGUGGAACAUAUGACCGAAGAAGGCGUUGAGAACGAGGGGCAAAUGAUCGACGAAUACAUUGAGGACGAGGAGCAAAUGGCCGAAGAAUAG
Molecule: messenger RNA, 3451 nt
Organism: Porites lobata
Lineage: Eukaryota; Metazoa; Cnidaria; Anthozoa; Scleractinia; Poritidae
Source: the annotation of a GenBank genome assembly